ACUCAAAGUUAAGUAUCAUGGACAUGAAUAUUAUUGAGCAAUUCAAUCUGAGACAAGCUAAAUAGCUUCAAUGGGGAUACUUUCAAGACAUAGUCGUCGGCCAUUUUUCCUUCCUCGCUACGUUAUCUUCUUUGCUUUCCUCUUCCUUGCUCUUCUCCUCUUCUUCGAGGUUGACAACUUAAUUUCUCAGACAAAAACCAUUGUGGGUCACAACUUAGAGCCAACGCCGUGGCAUGUAUUUCCUACAAAAUCCUUCGAUGAAGAAUCCACUGUUUCAAAGGCUUCCAAGAUCAUAGGAUGCUCUUAUCUUAGCUGCCCGGGUCGUGUCACCGUUCCUCAAAAUAGCAACUCUGCAUCCAAAUCGAAAACCUCUGAAUCGAAAACUUGCCCAGAAUUUUUCAGGAGCAUACGUUAUGACCUUGAACCAUGGACCAAGUCCAGGAUUUCUAUGAACCAUGUAAUGGAGGCACAGAAGUUUGCAGCUUUUAGAGUUGUUAUUGUUGGUGGCAAAUUAUUUGUAGAUUUUUACUAUGCUUGUGUACAGAGUAGGGCUAUGUUCACGAUCUGGGGAAUAUUACAGUUACUUAGGAGAUAUCCUGGAAAGGUUCCAGAUGUUGAUUUGAUGUUUGAUUGCAUGGACAAACCUAUUAUUAAUCGAACUGAGCAUUCUUCAAUGCCUUUGCCGUUGUUUCGGUACUGUACCACACCGCAGCAUUUUGAUAUACCGUUUCCAGAUUGGUCUUUCUGGGGCUGGUCUGAAAUAAACAUAAGACCAUGGGAAGAAGAAUUUAAAAGCAUCAAAAAGGGUUCAAAAUCUCGAAGUUGGGUAAGGAAGAUCCCGGUAGCAUACUGGAAAGGAAAUCCAGAUGUUGUUUCUCCGAUUCGCACAGAGUUGCUCAAUUGCAAUGACACUCAAAUGUGGAGAGCACAAAUUAUGCGGCAGGAUUGGGCAGAAGAAGCAAAGGUUGGAUUUGAGAAGUCCAAGCUAUCAAAGCAAUGUAAUCAUAGAUACAAGAUUUAUGCAGAAGGAUAUGCAUGGUCAGUGAGCUUGAAGUAUAUUCUAGCAUGUGGUUCUCUUCCCCUGAUAAUCAGCCCACAGUAUCAGGAUUUCUUUAGUCGUGGUCUGAUUCCAAAGAAAAAUUACUGGCCAAUUCCUCCUUUUGAUUUAUGCCCAUCAAUAAAGGCUGCGGUUGAUUGGGGUAAUGCAAAUCCAUCGGAGGCUGAAGCCAUUGGAAAAGCAGGACAAGACUUUAUGGAGAGUUUAAGUAUUGAUCGGAUAUAUGAUUAUAUGUAUCACCUAAUUUCAGAGUAUGCAAAGCUACAGGAUUUUGUUCCUGUUCAACCCCCCUCUGCUCUUGAGAUAUGUAUUGAUUCUGUGCUUUGUUUUGCUGAUGACAAGCAAAAACAAUUCCUCAAAAGAUCCAUUGCAUACCCGUCACCUGUGAAUCCUUGCUCACUUUCCAGAUAGAAAUUCUACAAACAGUGGGAAAUUCAGGAUUUAGAGUUAGAACUAAAUGCAGAUUAUUUUUUCUCAUACACAUAUACUCCAAGUUAGACGCAGUCGUUUCUGUCGAACCUGUUGUGUUUAAUGUAGAUUCGCCACUAUCGACAAGAGUUGCAUAUAUAGAAACGAAUAGGAAAUUGUACAAGACGAAUCACAGACCGUAACCCGUUUGCCUUCCCACUUUUUACCAGAGAUUUUCUAUUUCAAUUACACUAAACAAUUGUAGAAGAAAGGAAUUUUAUGCCUUAUUUUGUAUGACCCUUUUGGGCAUUUGAGCUCUUCAUUCAAGAGAGAAGAAGCAGGUGUUAUCAGAAUGGUCUGAAGGGCUGUAGUACGUAUUUUAAAGAGAUCAGACUUUGUAUUUGGCGAUUAGGGAGAAAUAGCAAGUUUUAAGCUUUUAUUGAUUACUAA
Messenger RNA from Nicotiana tabacum (common tobacco), 1915 nucleotides. RefSeq lists its product as uncharacterized. The record is from RefSeq and is a predicted model, not a curated record. NCBI's taxonomy places the organism in Eukaryota, Viridiplantae, Streptophyta, Magnoliopsida, Solanales, Solanaceae.